CUCCCCCCCACAAUCUGCCCCACAAUCUGCUGCGGCACUAUUUUUUGCCUAGAUAGCCACCCAUUUCACUUCUCUCACUGUCACUCGCACACUCUUCCAUACCUCACUCUCUCUUUCUCUCUCACUCACACACACACUCAUCAGUGAUUCCGCCAGAAACCCUUUUCUUGGCCUCCAUUGCUACCGCUAUAACUCUGUGCCACUAAUCUCUUAACCUUUGUCUGAGCAGUAAUGGCGGUUAUAGUGCUCGCAGUGCUGAUGUUGGCCAUGACUGGCCAUGCUAGCUGCACAUGGUGUGUUUGCAAGGAUAUGUCUGAUGCAGUUCUUCAAAAGACUCUGGACUAUGCUUGUGGAGCUGGGGCUGACUGUGCUCCUACCCAUUCAAAUGGCGGUUGUUUCCAACCUAAUACUGUGAAGGCCCAUUGCUCUUAUGCUGUUAAUAGCUAUUUCCAAAAGAAGGGCCAAGCUGCAGGCUCUUGUGAUUUUUCUGGCACAGCUGCCGUUUCUGCAUCUGAUCCCAGUUAUAGUGGCUGUUCUUAUCCGGCUACUGUCAGUGCUGCAGGGACUAGCACAACCACUCCAACUCCAGUGACCACAAAUCCAUCUACCACCACACCCUCAACUACCAACCCAAACACCAAUCCAGUCAACACCACACCGACAACAACUACUCCAUACUCCACAACACCUUCCAAUGGAGUCUUGGGAGGCAUCGGCAACGGCGUAAGUCCAACAGGAGCUGGAAUAAACACAGACAUUGAUGGUGGGUUCAGACUCCCUAACACUAGCUGGUUCUCCAUCUUGGUCACCCUCUUGGUAUCAGGCUUGAUGCUCUUGUGGGGUUAAAAAUACAAACGUAUGGCCUAGAUGGCGGUUGCUUAGGUGGGGUAUGUGCCACGAUUGAUGCUGGAUAUCAAUAUGCAAAUGUAUGCAUGUGAUUCUGCCCUUCGUUUAUGUAUGAACAUGCUAGCUAAGUUUUUGUUUGUUUCUUCUCCACUCCUAUCAGAGCAAAAAGAUGGGCUUCUUAUUCCUUUUUGGUGGUUGUGGUCAGUGGUGGGACAUCUUUGUCUGUAUUUUCCCCCGUGUCUGUACAUCUAGAUUUAGAUCUAGAAAACCAGUAAUUUAUUAGUCUAAUCAGAGUUUGGCACCCACGUUCUUAUUA
Messenger RNA from Manihot esculenta (cassava), 1162 nucleotides. RefSeq names its product PLASMODESMATA CALLOSE-BINDING PROTEIN 3. Bases 232 to 846 code for a protein of 204 amino acids. The transcript is spliced from 4 exons. NCBI's taxonomy places the organism in Eukaryota, Viridiplantae, Streptophyta, Magnoliopsida, Malpighiales, Euphorbiaceae. The record is from RefSeq and is a predicted model, not a curated record.